Molecule: messenger RNA, 304 nt
Organism: Dentiscutata erythropus
Lineage: Eukaryota; Fungi; Glomeromycota; Glomeromycetes; Diversisporales; Gigasporaceae
Source: the annotation of a GenBank genome assembly
GGUUUGGCUGAAAACAUAUUGGAAAAUUCGCAUAAUUCAAAUGAAAAUUCAAUCGGAAAAGAUCCAAUGGCAAACACCUUGGACACAUUUGAUAAUCCAAAUAUCACAUUGGAAAAUUUGCAUAAUUCAAAUGAAAAUUCAAUCGGAAAAAAGCAUAAACUAUUAGCACCAAACACCUUGGACACAUUCGAUAAUCCAAAUAAUAUUUCAAAUGCUGCAAAUCCUAUAAUCAUAGUAGAAUAUGAUUCGACAUUGCAUAAUCCGAAAGAAAAAGUCAUCGAAUCUAUUGAAUUAGAGUCAGAUG